Molecule: messenger RNA, 2869 nt
Organism: Psylliodes chrysocephalus
Lineage: Eukaryota; Metazoa; Arthropoda; Insecta; Coleoptera; Chrysomelidae
Source: the annotation of a GenBank genome assembly
AUGGGAACUUCUGUUAAAAUUGGUUGGCAAGUUGGCAACAUUGGAAUAAUAUAUUGAUAUGGGGAUUGUGAUUUGUGAUAGGGAUUGGUAUUGGUAGUUUUUUCAUAUGGUUUAGGUUUAUUUGUGCUAUUUUUUAAAACUAGUAAUUAAUGGUUAAUCUUGUAGUGUAUUAAUGAUUAAAUAAUUAGAACUAUAACAUUGUGAUAUUUUUAUUCUUAAACAAUAAGGUUAAACAAACAAAGUUAAAAUGAGAGUGUCUUUAAUAUUAAGGGCUGUCAACAAGGAGGGUCUAAGUAAUUUGAAAAAAAUAAUGGAUAAUGCCUUAGCGGAAGCGCCUCAGUAUUUAUUAAAAGUAAAAAAAGAUCAGCAACAAAUAGUAUUCGAUAAAAUUAAGCACCUAAAUAGAUGGUAUACUAAAAUUAUUGGACUGGAUGAAGUUAAGGUCUACCAAGAAAGAGUCACCGCUUUGCAGGACCAACUUUUAAAAACUCAAACUAAACGAAGGGAACUAAAUACACAUCUAACAGAAAUUAGGCAAAAAGCUCUGGAAAUACAGAGCCAAAUUCAACACAUUGAUCGAAAGGAAAAGUUUGAUGCAUAUUGUCAUUUAAUCAAUGAUGAAAGGACGAUAUUAAAUAUGGAACGUACAGCAAAUGCAACAUUCAAAGAAUAUGAUCAGGCUGAAAGAGAAUUAUUUACAGCAUUUACAAAUGCCGUACGGGAUUCCCAGGAGAAGCAGAGGUCACAAUUGGAGUAUAGCAAAUACAUCACUAUGGUACUGAGUCUUGUGGGUUCUUUCAUAGCUUUUCUUUUCACAUUUUUUUGGAAGCACGAUUUAAAAUUGUACAUACACAAUGAGGUGUCGUCUAUAAAACCAUCAAUACCAACGGACGUCCUAGUUCAAAAGGAGAUGAAGAAGUUUGAAGAUCAAUUAAAUGUCGCUACAAAUCGUAUACAGUCCAUUAAUGAAACAUAUUUCGGCCAAAUUGCCAAACAACGUAACAUUCCUGUGGCGGAUAUGGGCAAAGUUCCCGAUCAAACUCCGAUUGCAUCGUACGUUGUGGCUGGAUUUGUAGGUUAUAUAAUAUUAAGGCUACUAGUUGGAUAGAAGGAAUAAAUACCAUUGAGUAUUUAGUUGUUUAAAUAUAUAGUGUUACAAAAACUGCUUGGUUUUAUUAGGUCCAUUUGCACCGCCAGUCAUUAUGAAAUAAGCCAAGCCCUAACUGACAUUUUUCCAUUAACAAUGUCACUUUAAGCUUCGUUUAGUUCUUAACGACUAGCGGUGAAAAUGGCCAUUAGUCUGCUGAAUAUAAACCUAUUUCACGUCAUACAGAUUCCAAAAAAUCAUUUAGAAAAAUGCGUUUUACGAAAAAUAUAUAAUAGGUGCCUAGUCACAAUCGGCCAUCAUGGGCGAGUACCCUCAUGUGGAGCAACGAAAGAGGUACCAGUAGUCCUGUGUCAGUGUGUAAAAGCCGGCCUAGAAGAGAGGGUAAUAGCAUACUCUCUAGAUGAAGCUACAUUGACGGCUAAAGCAGCAGGAGAUAACCACAACAGAUCUGAAAAGGUCAAUAUAGAGAGGCAACAUGGCCCAUCAUCCUGAUUAAAUCUAAAUCGUGAGGAAGACCUAUUUGCCGGUGAUAAAUGGCAGUGAUCAUCGAUAAUCGAUGAGAACAAGGCGUGUACUAUAAUUGAAAUAUCAAACGAACUUAAGUAUCUUAAUUAUAUUAAACGCCUUGUUGGAGAUGAUCGAACCCAUCCCACACAUAUAACCCAAGAUCAUCUCCAAAAUUUUUAAGAGUUUAAUGUUUUUGGUAUAUGACGUCAAAAAAGAACGACUGACUACGGUUUAGAAUCGAUAAGACAAGAGCUCUGUGCAUUCGCUAUCGAGCAAGUGCUUGAGGGGAUAACGGAGCACUGGUGGGAGUUAAGCACCGUUAAAAAAGAACGUCCAUUUAUAGUCAGGAACAGCUCUAGUACUGCUUGCGAGUAACCCAAAAGACUGAUAAAAGUAUAGAGCCGAGGACUGGUGCGACCAGUUAUUUUGGAACUUUCUAAAUACUGAGAGUACUUUAAAAUACGUCGCCACAGGGGUUCAUAUACUCGAGUUCAAACUUCAGUUCAGGUAAGUUCGUUUGAUCUUUUAAAAUUCUAGCACAAAAUCGCCACAACAAAAUGCCAGUACCCUGAGAUACGACAGUGGUGUAGAUAAAACAAUGGUUUUCUAUUUCCCUUUAGCGCUAAAUUUGAAAAUCCAAAAUGGGUCGACAAUUAUUAAAAAUUACUGCUUAUAUUUCUAUUUGUGUGUAUUUGUGCUAUUAAAUUCCAUAUGACCUCCCUGGACAUUUGACCAGCAGCCGCCACUGUUUAGCAGACAAAUGCAUAAAGUUUCUUCAUUCUAUUCCUUUUCAGCUUAUCUUUGCUCGUUUUACUGGAAAAACGAUUUAAAAAAAUACAUGCGCGAUCUGGUUGCUUCUAUAAGACCAGUACCGAUAAACGAAGUUCAAAAGGAUAUAAAAAAGUUUGAAGAUCAAUUGAGUACUGUUACAAAUCGCAUUAACGAAAUAUAUUUCAUGGAACUUGAAAAACAAAAUGAAGUUUCUGUUUUUAGAUUAGUUGUGACCGGACUCGGCCUUGGACUGUGUUGUGUGGUGUUAUGCGAAAUAGUAUUUGGAUGAAAAGAAAAGUAUUUGUGAAGAUUUUAAUAAAAUAAAUUGUAUAUUACAAAAAGUACUUGGUUUUAUUACGCAGAUGUUCUAAAUGUGAUUCAAACUUUUUAAGCAUGCGCAUUUUAAACAACCAGUAUUAUUACUGUCACGAGAAAACAAGAUUUUUACCUCAUUGAACUCCCCACCAGUGGAACGCUACACGA